Messenger RNA from Thalassophryne amazonica, 1318 nucleotides. It is a transcript of the gene isg20, whose product is annotated as interferon stimulated exonuclease gene. Gene Ontology annotation, molecular function: nucleic acid binding; 3'-5'-RNA exonuclease activity. Gene Ontology annotation, cellular component: nucleus. The coding region runs from base 143 to 1153 and encodes 336 amino acids. The transcript is spliced from 4 exons. NCBI's taxonomy places the organism in Eukaryota, Metazoa, Chordata, Actinopteri, Batrachoidiformes, Batrachoididae. The record is from RefSeq and is a predicted model, not a curated record.
AGGACGCAGAAUACUGGAGGACUAGUUCAGGCAUGUUCACCGCCGCACGUGGAGAAAAUCACAGAUUUACUCGGUCGUUUAAUGAUUUGAAGCUGCUGUUCUGUCUGCGUUUGUCCAGUGUGGCUAUCUGCAUGGGUUGACAAUGGCCAUGUCCUCCAAAAGGUCUGAGUCCUCCUCACGGGGACUCCUCAAUAACUAUCGGUAUCUGUGCAAGAAAACCAUGAGGCUUCAAGGGGUAGAGAACCAUAAAACCAGAAGGAAAUUCGAGUUGAAGACCACAGUCUCCAGAGUGAAUUGGAAAAGAACUGAUCAGCAUAGCCAACCACUGGAUACAAAUCGAUCAGAAUGUGGCACAAAGCAGCAAACCGAAGCUGGUCAGCAGCACCGGCGUGUUUCCCACAGCUCUGCAUUUCUCCCCAAAGCUGACAGUCAAAGCCUGGUUUCAGCUCUGAGAGACACUUGGGAUGUGGAUAGCGGCUUCUCCGAGACGAGCCCUCCGGUCAGUGGGCGGAGCUCACCAUGUCUCAGCUUUUGCCCCACCAAGGUGGUGGCAAUGGACUGUGAGAUGGUGGGCACAGGGCCCAGCGGGCGCUGUAGUGAGCUGGCCCGCUGCAGCAUCCUGGACUAUCAUGGCAACAUCCUCUAUGAUAAAUAUGUCCUUCCAUGUCAGCCUGUGACAGAUUACAGGACUCGAUGGAGCGGCAUCCAACAGCAUCAUCUCUACAAUGCCACGCCUUAUGCCCAGGCCAGGGAAGAGAUCCUCAGUGUACUAAACGGCAGAGUGGUUGUGGGACACUCCAUCUUCAAUGACUUCAGAGUGUUGGAGAUGGAUCAUCCUGCUCACAUGAUUCGGGACACCAGUACAACACGUCUUUUGAGUUGCUUGGCUGGAUUCCCCGGCCGACGCUGCUCCUCCCUCAAGAAACUGGCCAGUAAGCUGCUCAACAGGAAGAUUCAGGUGGGGAAGAAGGGUCAUUGUUCGGUGGAGGACGCACAGGCAUCCCUGGACCUGUACAAGCUGGUGGAGGGCGAGUGGGAGCAGGAGCUGCACAACAUGUUGAGUGAUGAUGCACCGCAGCCCAGCUUCACCUCCUCCAGUCACUACAUGCAGGACGAGUACUGGCCUGAUGACAUCAUCGCUGAUAGCCCAUGAGAUGGCGGCGUGACCCCGCGUAGGAUGUGCAGCUGUGGAACGCACUGUGCUGUCUUGAGUAAUGCUAUGUCACCAUCAGUGCAGUUUAUUACAUCAGGAUCAAAGUGCUAAAUGAGCGACGUGUUGAACAGACGGAUGUGUUAAAGGGUUGUUGAUUCUACAGUC